AUGAAGGUUCUUGCUCUGCUAUGUUUGGCCCUUGGAUCAGUUUCCGCACGUGGGUCUGGUCCGUACCUUCCAAGUGGCUGGCGACCAGACGGUCCCGCUUUCUAUCUCCCCACUCAACAGGCUUCAACAGACCCACUCAAAGAUCUAAUUCUACAUGGUUCGGAAGCCUCUGGGUCUGACUCUCUUCGUGAAUACGGCCCUCCCAAGGUAUCCCAGGAAGUCAUCAAGCAGGACUUACCAAAUGAAAACAUAGACCUUACAUUUACAUCAGCAGACAAAUAUCAACAGGAAACCCUAAAUGGCUCGGAAGAUGCUUCACGUGAGUUUGAACCCCCGAAAUUCCAAGAAUCUCAAGAUUUGAUUGCAACAGAGUUGCCUCAGGAAGUUACAGACCAAGUUUCUGAGGAAAAAUCAAAUGAUGUUGCUGAAGCGUCCACCAUUAAAGCACAAGAAGAAUCUGUCACAGAACCUCAAGUUGUUGAAACCACAACGGUACUAGCUGAAGUUCCCAUACUAAUUAUUCAAGACAACUCAGAAUCUGCUGUGGUAACUAGUUCUGUUGAAAAUGAGGAUGUUACUGUAAGUGAGACUCCAUUACCUGUCGAAGUAACAAGUACGUCAGAUGUUCAAAAUUCAGUUGAAGCAGAUGUUGCAAACACCGAUGAUUCUACUACAAAUGAGACCAAAGAUAAUUUGGUAGAGCCUACUGAGGCUCUCAACAGCUUGACUGCCGUUAAAGUAGAAUUAGAACAAACUGUCCAACAAAUUGUACAAAAUUUUGAAGAAUCCAUAGAAAAAGUUUCAGAAAACAUUGUUGAAAAUAUCGAAAAAAUUGAAGAAAGUGGUGUUAAAAUAGAGCAAAGUGAAAAAAACGUUGAAGAAAAACAGGAAGUCGAAGAAAAUAUUCAAAACUUUAGUCAAAAUACCCAAAAUGUUGAACAUAUUGAACAAACGGAACAAAAAACCGAAGAAAAUGAACAAAAAACACUUGAACAGGUUGUUCAAAACAUUCCAGAGGUAUUGACGAAUGUGAACAACGAUAUAACACAGGUUGAAAAAACUGAAACCCAAAAUGAGGAGUCCUCAUAUCCAGAAUUCUCUGGGUCUUUGGAGCAAGCCCCUGAAGGAUUUCUAGAGUACGGACCACCUGGAUUUAAGGAAUACGGACCUCCCAAGGAGGACGAGCUAGCUAGAGUAACAUCAGAGGAACUCAUCUCAGAAGCUGAAUCCUUUGAAUCUACGAAUGAAACAAGGAGGAGGCGUUUUUCUCCCAAGUUCAAGCCUACUAAAAACCACUAA
Pieris macdunnoughi is the source of this 1299-nucleotide messenger RNA. The record is from the annotation of a GenBank genome assembly. Lineage: Eukaryota; Metazoa; Arthropoda; Insecta; Lepidoptera; Pieridae.